Molecule: messenger RNA, 1266 nt
Organism: Cladophialophora yegresii CBS 114405
Lineage: Eukaryota; Fungi; Ascomycota; Eurotiomycetes; Chaetothyriales; Herpotrichiellaceae
Exons: 1
Coding region: 1-1266 (421 amino acids)
Source: RefSeq, a predicted model, not a curated record
AUGUAUUCGAGACUGGCAACCAUCCUCGGCUCCUUGGCCAUUGCUUCACUUGUUUCGGCCGUCCCUGUCGAGAAGCGGGACAUAUACUUCGGCAAUCGGGGUGGACACAGUCAGAAUUGGGGCAGCUCUGCCUCCGUCUCUGCUCCUGCCACCGCCAGCGGGGGUGGUGCUCCGUCCCAGACCUAUGGUGGUCAGCCCCCUUCGGGCUCUUCGGCCGGAGGCUCCAGCGAUGGCAGCACCAGCAUCUUCAAGUUCCCAACAUCUGAUGGCUUUCCCGACAUCCAGAACCCGUCGGAUGCCUUGACUGCCAUUGAGCAGGCAGCUCACGGUCUCCUGCCCAACGGACCACCGCCGCCAAGCGCUCCUGCCGCAGACGAUCUCACCUCGCUGAGACUCAUCGCCUUCAACGAGCUCUUCGAAGUCGCCUAUUUCACAGAACUGCUGUUCAACGUCACCCAUAACGUGGCCGGCUAUGAAUACCAAGACCAAGGUGAACGCCAGAACAUCAUUGACGCCAUCACCGCCGUGAUUGCGCAAGAGAAGGAGCACCUGUUAAACGCCAACGGCGCGCUCGCCCACUUCAACGCCGGCCCCAUCGAGCCCUGCGUGUACCAGUCCCCGGUGUCGGAUCUCAAGUCUGCCAUCAGCGUUGCCCGCACCUUCACGGACGUCGUCCUCGGCACGCUCGGCGACGUCCAAACCCACUUCGGACAGAACGGUGACGUGGGGCUCAUCCGUGGCGUCGCUGCCGUCAUCGGCCAAGAAGGCGAGCAGAACGGCUUCUACCGCAGCCUCCUCGGCCUGAUCCCCUCGGCUGCUCCCUUCCUGACGGCCUCAACCCGCGAGUUCGCCUUCUCGGCCUUGAACCAAGCCUUUGUCGUGCCCGGCUCGUGCCCCAACGCCAAUACCAUUGAUCUGCCCAUCUUCGGCGCCCUCAGCCCUAACCCGCAGUUCCUCGACCCCAAGGACCAGGACGUCACCUUCUCCUUCUCCGCCACGGGCGACUACUCCAAGUACGCGCAGAGCUACAAGAGCUUGAGUCUCGUGUUUAUCAACCAGCAGAACGUGCCCGUCGUGGCCACCAUCAACAGCGCCUCCAUCGACCAGAGCGGCACCGUCACCAUCUCGGCCAAGUUCCCCUUCAGCCAGUUCCUGAUGAACGGGCUGACCAUCGCCGCCGUGGUCGACGGUUCUGGCCCCUUCAACAGCAUCACUGACGUGGUCGCCGCCACCAAGUUCGGGCCCGGUCUGAUCGAGGUCAACUAA